AUGUCUCUUCGUUAUCUAAACGUUCAACUUCGUUACACAUGUAUUCUUGAACAUUUUGUUGAACUUUUACCCAAUCUCGAACAAUUAUCAAUUAACCUUCGACCUUUUUGGGUUAGAAAUCGAUUAAAUGAAUUGGCAACUAAUACAUUUGGAAUAUUCAAUGAAAAUUGGUCUAAUAAAGUAGAGAAAUUAAAAUAUUUUAUUCUAUAUGGUGUCAUUGAUAACGAUUGUCAGUUAUAUUAUUUGAAAUGGCUUUUUAGCAAUUUAAAUUAUCUUAUUCAAUUAAAACUUUAUCUUAAAAUUAAUAAAAUUUACAAAACAAAUAUAAUAACUAAUGAAUCUCCAGUUGAUGCAAAUUUCAUUCGUAAAUAUUUUAUGGGUGAUACAUUAACUAAUUUAAUACAUUUCGAUUUUUACAUAAUUUCUGAAUGUGAGUUAUUCUCAAAUAAUUCUGAAAGAAUAAUUAAUUCGUUUAAAAAUGAACCUUUCUUUGUUGAACACCAAUGGACAAAUGUUAAAUAUUUAUUUGAUCCAAUAAAAUCAUAUCAACAUCUAUCAUCUUCUAUAAUUAAUAUGUCACGAUUAUUCCAUGACUUGAUAGAUUAUCCAGAGUUAUUUGAAUGGCCAAAUAUUACAUGUAUUCAAGUAGAUUUUUGUCCAGAUGCUUAUGAAUUUUUGAAAGAAUUCAAUAAAUUAUGUCCUAAGGUUUCUUGUAUUAAAUUUAAUAUAACAUGUUAUGACUAUUCCAUGAAUGAAAAUAAGACACGUGCAAUAAUACUUGCUCAUCUCAUUUCAAUGCCAGUUCAAUUAACUUAUCUUCGAGUACAACAAUUUCAAUGGCUUUUGCAUCUUGUUGAAUACGCAUCCAAUCAACUAAGAAAAAAUACGUUGAACUCUGUUAAAUAUUUGGGAAUUUGUCUUACUAGUUGUCAUUUUGGCUCAAAUGAAUCGAUUCAACUUGGCAAAUCUCUUGUACCUUUUCUUAGUAAUUAUAUGCCUCAUUUAGAAAUAUUGUGUCUUUGGAGACCAGAUGAUUUUCCUUGGACAUCUAGUAAUUUAAAAAUGCUUUUCUCUUUACAAGUUCGACCAGAUUUUAAACCAGCAUACUAUGGUAUUUUGGCUCAACAAUGGAGAAGAUCUUUACGGACAUUUGAAUCGAUUGUUCAACAUGUUAAUAUUUUUGAACAAGAUCUCUGUCAAUUAGUGGAUCAAUUGAAACAAUUACUCUUUCUAGAUAUUUAUGGGUCGAUUGAAAAUGAGAAAACUGAAGCUUAUCGCAUCAUGAUACAGAAACGAUUUUGUAAUAGUCAAUUUCUUCUUGAAAGAUCAAGAUUUCGUCUUUGGAUAUAG
This is a messenger RNA of Rotaria sp. Silwood2, 1350 nucleotides long. NCBI's taxonomy places the organism in Eukaryota, Metazoa, Rotifera, Eurotatoria, Philodinida, Philodinidae. The record is from the annotation of a GenBank genome assembly.